CGCUGACGUCAUUCGCAUGCGCCACUCACAUGGACGAGACGUAGCGGCAACUCGGGUACGUUUCCUCCCUCUUGGGUUACUGAGCACGAUUAUGUUGCCUUUAAAGUUCCACUGAGUGGAUUUAAUAACAGACGAACCCCACGAAUGUGAUCCAACCAUUUCGCUGUCGCCCACAAAUGACUUGAGCCGCGGACUGAAAUGGCGCACGGUGGAUCAGAGGCGUGUGAGACUUGGCCGGGUGGAGUUUCAGAGGCGAUGGAGCUGCUUCACAUCGACGUGGAGGCUGAUGCGGUGGAGGAGAGGCCAGCGAGAGCAGCUGCCCUGUUUUCUUUCUUGCCCGCCGUGCUCCCUUUAAUGCAGAGGAACGUGUUGAGGAAGCAGCGACACUGGGAGAGGCAGCUGGCAGCGAAGAAAAGCAAGAGGAAAGAAGAGAAGCAGCGGAGGAAGGUCAACCGAGAGCAGGCGCCCGAUCAUCCCCAGUUUACCAAACGGGUCCUGAAAGCGAUCGCCAAAGAACGUCUGGCUGAGGCUCAGUCCUCGGGGCUCAGGCUCUGUGUUGACCUGAGCAUGACCGACGGCAUGUCCGACAAGGAGGUGAGUCGCCUCGCGGGCCAGUUGAGGAGGCUGUACGGGUCGAACAAGAAGGCGACCCGGCCGUUUCACCUCCUCCUGACGGACCUGGUGGAGGGCGGCCGGCUCUACAGAGAGUGCCUUCGGAUGAACGAGGGCUUCCUCAACUACAUGAUUGACAUGACAGAAGAAAGCUGCCUGGACCUUUUUCCUCCAGAAGCUGUCGUCUACCUCACGCCAGAUGCAGAAGAAGCUUUAGAAACAGUGGACGCCGACAAGGUGUACGUCCUCGGUGGCCUUGUGGAUGAAAGCAUCAGGAAGACGUUGAGCUUGUCCAGAGCCAGAGAACUGAGCGUUCACACGGCGAGGCUUCCCAUAGACGAGUACAUGACGAAAACAAGCAAUGACAAGAACUUCCACUCCAAGAUCCUGGCAAUAAAUCAAGUGUUUGACAUCUUGUUGACCUUCAGCAACACGGGCAGCUGGACCGAGGCCCUGCAGGCCUGGUUUCCCCCGGGGAAGGGUUAUUGUGUUGCACUGCAGGAUUGUCCACAGUCAGACACUUAGCACGUGAAUGGAUUUUUUUUUUUUGGAUUUUUUUUUUUUGGAUUUAUACCAGACAUUCUUUGCAUCCUCCCCCACUAAGCGCCCCUCGCUUAGUGGGGGAGGAUGCAAAGAAUGGGGAGCUGUUUGAUAAGGCACUUGUGAGAAUAAGAGAGAACUUUUGUUUUGCUUGGUGUUGUUUACAUUGAAAACAAAAAGUCACAUUUUCAUGCUGUGCAUGUUUAUUACUACUCAUUUAUAUUCAAGAAUUCAAUAAAACAAAAGGAGCUUUGGUGCUUCUAACGUUC
Molecule: messenger RNA, 1421 nt
Organism: Gasterosteus aculeatus aculeatus (three-spined stickleback)
Lineage: Eukaryota; Metazoa; Chordata; Actinopteri; Perciformes; Gasterosteidae
Gene: trmt10b
Product: tRNA methyltransferase 10B
Biological process (GO): tRNA N1-guanine methylation
Cellular component (GO): nucleoplasm; nucleus
Molecular function (GO): tRNA binding
Source: RefSeq, a predicted model, not a curated record